GCAUAUGGCAAGACCAUCAUUGCUGAGCCAGUGUACGGCAAGUCGCUCAUCGCUGAACCAGUUUACGGCAAGACCCUGAUUGCUGAGCCAACUUACGCCAAAACCAUCGUGUCGGAGCCAUUCUACAACAAGGAUAUCUACGCUCAGCCCGUCUAUCCAGGCAAGGCUCUGAUCGCUGAGCCAGUGUACGGCAAGAGUAUCAUUGCGCAACCAGCCCCGGUCUACGGUGGAAAGGUCCUGUCCUAUGCCCCGAAUCUGGCUUACGGUGGAAUCGCUACCCACGGAUGGUAA
This is a messenger RNA of Anopheles bellator, 291 nucleotides long. Its product is annotated as adhesive plaque matrix protein-like. The transcript has a single exon. Lineage: Eukaryota; Metazoa; Arthropoda; Insecta; Diptera; Culicidae. The annotation marks the transcript as partial. The record is from RefSeq and is a predicted model, not a curated record.